AUCUUCACCACCACACCACCUCUUUCACCCAAUUACCUUUCUAACCCUAAUCCUCUUCACCCUGCCACCACCCCUCUUUCUCUUUCUAAUCUCAAAUUCCACUACCACCCCUUUCACCCACCACCACUCCUCAAACUCUUCACUCAAUGGUGGCUCCCGCUACCCCCCGCAAUCGUCACUGGAACCCUCGUCCUUGUUCACGGAUUUAUCGGCGAAUCCAGCUGGUUCCUCCAGCUCACCGCCAUCUACUUCGCCAAGGCCGGAUUCGCCACCUGCGCCAUUGACCAUCAGGGCCACGGCUUUUCCAACGGCCUCAUCGCCCACAUCCCUGACAUCAACCCCGUUGUCGACGACUGCAUCGUCUUCUUUGACGAAUUCCGCUCUCGCUUCGAUCCUUCUCUUCCUUCAUUCCUUUACUCCGAAUCUCUCGGUGGCGCAAUCGCGCUAUUAAUCACUCUUCGCUGCCGCGACUCGCCGGAAAAUGUCUCAUCCACGAACCGAGCGUGAGCUCUGAUUAUGGUGUCGUCCUCUUUGGGAGUGAAGGCAUGAUGCUCCACCUGCGGAGAGAACUAGUUGCACCAUCGGAGCCUGCGAAAAAUGGGUUAGUUCAUGAACCUGUAAUGAAGAACAGAGCAAAAGGAAAUCGGGAGAGAGAUAGAUAUAACAACGGCAGGGAUCAGGUAACGACGGUGGUGAUUCUACGACGCGAAAAGAGGUGAAGAGGGUUGGCUAUGGCGUCGAUAAGGUAGUGUGAAGAGGAGGGUCUUUGACACAGUAGGCUCUGGUUCGAGGCCGAUGGUGAUGGUGGCGAGGAGAAGCUGGCGCGGUGCUCCUGGGCUCGACAUAGGUCUGCGACGUUGCUGGCGGAGAAGGGGAGUGAACAGUGAUGAAGAGGGUAAUACGGUGGUAUGUGGUUGAUGUUGGAAUUGGGUGGCUGAGAAAAUUGAGAGAGAGAGAAAGGAGAGAGGAGAUGAUAGUGGUGGAGAGAAAGGUAGUUUAGGAAUUUUAUUUAAUUUUUUAGGGUUUGAAUAAU
Molecule: messenger RNA, 1033 nt
Organism: Arachis ipaensis
Lineage: Eukaryota; Viridiplantae; Streptophyta; Magnoliopsida; Fabales; Fabaceae
Source: RefSeq, a predicted model, not a curated record